AUGGCCAGUCUGGCGGACCUGUUCGUGAACGACGCGUUCGGCACCGCGCAUCGCGCGCACUCCUCCACCGAGGGCGUGACCAAGUUCCUGAAGCCGAGCGUCUCGGGCUUCCUGCUGAAGAAGGAGCUGGACUACCUGAAGGGAGCCGUGGACAGCCCGGUGAAACCGAUGGCGGCCAUCGUGGGCGGCGCCAAGGUGAGCACGAAGAUCCCGGUGAUCGAGUCUAUGCUGGAGAAGGUGGACAAGGUGAUCAUCGGCGGAGGCAUGGUGUUCACCUUCCUGAAGGCACGCGGCCUCUCGGUCGGAAACUCCUUGGUGGAGGACGACCUCAUCCCAGUUGUGAAGAAGCUGGAGGAGCAGGCCAAGGCCAGGGGCGUCGAGAUCAUCCUCCCGAGCGACAUAGCAUGCGGCGACGAGUUCCCCGCGGGGGGCAAAGAGGUGAACUACAAGGUGGUGCCCGCAGAUGCGAUCCCAGACGGCUGGCUCGGCCUGGACAACGGCCCGAAGGCGACCGAGGAGAUCAAGGCUGCUCUGGCGGAUUGCAAGACGAUCAUCUGGAACGGCCCGAUGGGCGUGUUCGAGAGCCCGCAGUUCAGCAAGGGCACCUACGACGUGGCGGAGUGCAUCGCCGAGCUGACGGAGAAGAACGGCGCCAUCAGCAUCAUUGGUGGCGGUGACUCCGUGUCCGCGGUGAACAAGUCCGGCCUGGCGCCGAAGAUGUCGCACAUCUCCACCGGGGGCGGUGCCAGCCUGGAGCUGCUGGAAGGCAAGGUGCUGCCAGGUGUGGCUGCGCUGGACGAGAAGGAGAUGGCCGCCGCGGCGUUCUGCGGACAGCGCAAGGUCCCCAAGGCUUCCAGGACCAGCCUGCGGGCCAAGAAGUCCGUGGAGGACCUGGGCGAGGCGGACCUCAAGGGGAAGACGGUGCUGAUCCGGUGCGACCUCAACGUGCCCCUGAACGCGGACCUGGAGAUCACGGACGACACGCGCAUCACGGCCUCGAUCCCGACGAUCGAGUACCUCUGCAGCAAGGGCGCCAAAGUGCUGGCGUGCUCCCACCUUGGCCGUCCCAAGGACGGGCCCGAGGAGAAGUUCUCGCUGAAGCCAGUGGCGAAGAAGAUGGGGGAGCUGAUGAAGAAGGACAUCAAGUGCGCCCCGGACUGCAAGGCCACGGACGAGGUGAAGGGGAUGGUGUCGGCCAUGAGCGAGGGAGACGUUCUGAUCCUGGAGAACACUCGGUUCUACAAGGGAGAGACCAAGAACGAUCCUGAGUUGGCGGAGAGCAUGGCCAGCCUGGCGGACCUGUUCGUGAACGACGCGUUCGGCACCGCGCACCGCGCGCACUCCUCCACCGAGGGCGUGACCAAGUUCCUGAAGCCGAGCGUCUCGGGCUUCCUGCUGAAGAAGGAGCUGGACUACUUGAAGGGCGCCGUAGACAGCCCGGUGAAGCCGAUGGCGGCCAUUGUGGGCGGCGCCAAGGUGAGCACGAAGAUCCCGGUGAUCGAGUCUAUGCUGGAUAAGGUGGACAAGGUCAUCAUUGGCGGAGGCAUGGUGUUCACCUUCCUGAAGGCACGUGGUCUCUCGGUCGGGAACUCCCUCGUGGAGGACGACCUCAUCCCAGUUGUGAAGAAGCUGGAGGAGCAGGCCAAGGCCAAGGGCGUCGAGAUCAUCCUCCCGAGCGACAUAGCCUGCGGCGACGAGUUCCCCGCGGGGGGCAAAGAGGUGAACUACAAGGUGGUGCCCGCGGAUGAUAUCCCGGACGGCUGGCUCGGCCUGGACAACGGCCCGAAGGCGACCGAGGAGAUCAAGGCUGCUCUGGCGGAUUGCAAGACGAUUAUCUGGAACGGCCCGAUGGGCGUGUUCGAGAGCCCGCAGUUCAGCAAGGGCACCUACGACGUGGCCGAAUGCAUCGCCGAGCUAAGGAGAUGGCCGCCGCGGCGUUCUGCGGACAGCGCAAGGUCUCCAAGGCUUCCAGGACCAGCCUGCGGGCCAAGAAGUCCGUGGAGGACCUGGGCGAGGCGGACCUCAAGGGGAAGACGGUGCUGA
Messenger RNA from Prorocentrum cordatum, 2043 nucleotides. NCBI's taxonomy places the organism in Eukaryota, Dinophyceae, Prorocentrales, Prorocentraceae. The record is from the annotation of a GenBank genome assembly.